AUGUGCAGUCUAGGGUUCCCUCCCUUCAGUGCGUAGGAGUCUAGUCUGCGAAUCACUUGUGGGUUUUAAUUGGACCGGAUUCUCCAAUUAACGGGAAUCCCUGUCAGAGAAGAAACCGGCAGCCUGCCUCUCACAUUUCUUAUAAAAGCAGACACAGUGCAGGACUCAGCAGGAUUUGGACGGAGGUUCACUCUUUCAAGGUUGAAACAGAGAACACCUGUGAAGAUGACUCCAUCAGUUCUUUCUGCUCUUCUUCUGCUGGCUUGUGCUCUCCCAUUCAAUUCUGCUCAGUCAAGCUGUAGUGGGAGAUGUGGAGGAGAGUAUUACAGAGGUUACAUGUGCCAGUGUGAUUAUGACUGUCUCACUCACGAGGAGUGCUGUAAAGACUACGAAUCCCAGUGCACCACCAGUGACUCGUGUAAAGGGCGGUGUGGCGAAUCCUUUAAGAGAGGCAGGCAGUGUGACUGUGAUCCGGACUGCGCUCGCUACAGCAAGUGCUGCCCAGAUUACAAGAGCCAGUGUGGUAUUGAAGAGCCAGAGCCUCCCCAGAUCCAGCCAAAUGAGGAGCCAGAGAUGACUCCCAAUCCACAGGAGGAACUAAAUGAAGAUGACCAGUUCAUGCCAUUGGUCACUCCAGAACCAGAACUCCAGGAUGAACAGGGAGAUGAUAUAAAGGGUGAGACCUGGCCAGAUCUCCCUGUUCCCUCUCCUGAGGCUGAGCAAGAGGCCAUUUUAGAGGGGGACUACACACCCUUCCCUGAGGAAUUGGAUCCAGAGGCAACACCAGGCCAAGAGGGGACCCCACCAGCAGAGGCCAACCUCAACCCCUACCUUUCCGAACCAGCCAAGGUGGUUCCCACUGAGACAGCAGACUCCAGUGUUCCUGAGGGACAGCCUGAUUCCAGCAGCAGCCCGUCUGCAUUAGACACAACUCCCCCUGGAUCCUUCUCUGAGCCCACCUCUGCCUCCGACCAGGUCUUCCCGAGCUCAGAGCCCCAGCCUGGGCCUACUCCUGCAGAGGACACCCUUGAAAUCCUAUCUGAAGGACAGAGUGAAUUGGACCCUGAGGGUCAGGAGGCAGAAUCUGAGAACACACUGCCAAAGGACUCUGAACCCACACCCUCAAACCUAGAGAAUGCUGCCACCACACCAGCCUCCGACCCAACCUCUACCGGCCCCACACAGGGUACAGAGGAUCCUGAGGCUACCCCUGCAUCUCUAGACAGCACCACCCCCCCCACCAAGCCUGACCAGACACCCAGUGCCACUAAAGGAGAUACCCCAAGCUCAGAGCAGGACAGCUCCAAGGAGAAUGCCCCAACUACCACCCCUUUAGACCCACAGGAUCCCAAUGCGGCCUCUGAGGCACCAGCAUCUGAGAGUGGUCCCGAAGCUAAACCUGGCAGAGGGGACACCCCAGAUAGUUUUGAUGACAGCAGUGUCCCCCAGACUGGAGAUCUGGCAACGCCUCCCACCUCAGAUCCUCAGGCCACAUCAACAGACCCAACGGAACAUGAAGAGAAAGGAGACGAGACCACUACCGACCCCAUGAAGCUCACUCUCGUCCUCACCAUCAAACCCACCCCCAACAAAACCAUGGAGAAACCCAAGCCCAGCAAACCCACAGGGAAACCCAAGCCCAGUCCUACACGGCCCAGCACCCUCACUGAUAUCAACCAAGAUCUGGGCACAGACAACCCCAGGGACUACCAAGCAGAUGAACACAAUGACACCAACAUCUGCAGCGGUCGUCCCGUCGGCGCGGUGACUACGCUGAGGAAUGGGACCGUGGUGGUUUUCAGAGGACACUAUUUCUGGGUGUUGGACAGCAAUAGGGUGCCUGGACCUGCCCGUGGGAUCACAGACGUGUGGGGUGUCCCUUCUCCCAUCGACACAGUCUUCACCCGCUGCAACUGCCAGGGCAAGACAUACUUCUUCAAGGGUUCUAACUACUGGAGGUUCGAGAAUGGCAUGAUGGAGCCCGGCUACCCCAAGCUGAUCAGGGUGGGCUUCYAUGGGCUGCAAGGACAGAUCACGGCUGCCCUGUCUGUGCCGGAGUACCGCAAGAGGAGAGAGUCUGUCUACUUCUUCAAGAGAGGAGGCUUGGUGCAGAAGUAUUCCUACCAGUCUGGCAUCAGCCCUACAUGCGGCAGGAAGGUCCACUACUCUGUUCAUACCGUACGCAACCGUGUUGCCAGGCAAGCAGUGCCUCUGCUGGGACAGGAGAUCAACAUCCGUCUGACCUGGAGAGGCUUCCCGUCCACCGUGACCUCCGCCGUGUCCAUCCCCACCCACAGGAAACCAGAGGGAUACAACUACUACCUCUUCUCACGCUCCAAAUACUACAACGUCAAUAUGGGAGAUGAGCGACCUUUCAUAGCUACUCCCCCGGUGAGCUCCGCUCCCCAGAAGAACUCAGCCAAAGACUUUUUCAACUGUCCAAAGGAAGUUUGAGGAGAAACAGCAGGGACAUUCAAAAACAGAUUCACUGACACACCAUUUUCCUAAUGGAUCUCAAACUUUAUUWGCAUCAUUAUUCAUAAAACCAAUACCACAAUGUUUUAGCAAGGACUCCACGUAACAAAUCUU
Messenger RNA from Salvelinus sp. IW2-2015, 2589 nucleotides. Its product is annotated as proteoglycan 4. Lineage: Eukaryota; Metazoa; Chordata; Actinopteri; Salmoniformes; Salmonidae. Gene Ontology annotation, molecular function: scavenger receptor activity; polysaccharide binding. Gene Ontology annotation, biological process: immune response. The record is from RefSeq and is a predicted model, not a curated record.